Molecule: messenger RNA, 2081 nt
Organism: Chelonia mydas (Green sea turtle)
Lineage: Eukaryota; Metazoa; Chordata; Testudines; Cheloniidae
Gene: C16H9orf43
Product: chromosome 16 C9orf43 homolog
Exons: 12
Coding region: 161-1828 (555 amino acids)
Source: RefSeq, a predicted model, not a curated record
CAGCCGUGCGUCCGCGUUGCUGCCCCUCCCCUCUACGUGCCCAGGAGUUGGUGGUGGGAGGGUGGAGGCUGGUGGAGAAUAUGGCUCUAAUACAGAGAGUAUUCAGACAUACAGUAUUGCCAUUUUACUGCUAUUCACUAAUGUCUGGGUGGUUGCAAAGAUGGUGACUGCAGAUGACAGCCAGUGGGAUGAAACCAUCUGUGACAUGGCUGUUUGCCAACAUCCGCAGUGCUGGGACACUAUAAGGAGGAUUGAACAGGGACAUCCUCGGGUCCGUUUAAGAAACUUUGACUCACUCUGCAGGGCUUCUUCUUUGGAAAGCAAAGAUGAAUUACCAACACUGAAGAUAAUAAACUUCCCCAGCAAUUGCUCUCCUCGAGGAAAGAUCAGAUGUUCCAAUUGUAACAGAACUAUUUCCACCUUCGCUGCACUUGAGACCUCUUUCUCUCCUUCUUCUCUGUAUGAUACUUCAGUCUAUGACUUCUCUGACCGAAAUUCUGAAGUCAGUUCAGAAAGAACUCAUUUCCCAGGACUGAACUCAGUGGUAGGGUCACACACGAUCCCACAGACAGAGAUGAGCUUCACCAACUUGAAUAGAGUUGGAAAUCUCCAAGUGAUGGAUCUCAGUGAGGUUGCUGCUCCCCAGCAGGACUACUGUCCAGACAGUGGAAAUUUGAUUGUUAAAUGGGUCCCAAACGUACACAGAAAAUCUCAGAGGCCUGACAUGGAAGCAGUAACAGAACUAAAGCCUUUAAGAAGAGUAUGUGUUAAAAACCUUGCUUCUGAAAAUCUCUUUUCCCUCAAAGAACUGCAAAGCAAAGGAAGAGAUCUUGACAUUAAGAGAAAGAAGUCCAAGAAGGUCCCUUCAGGAGGCCAACCCUAUCAGCUGCUUACAAACAGAAGCCAGAAAAUUAAGUUGGUGACCAAAAAAAUAAAAUCAGUCCCAAGCCACAGAGGUGACAGUUCUGCAGCCAAAGAAGGGAAACCAAAGGAUAGUCCAAUAAAAAAUAGAUAUUCUUCCCCCAGACUCCUGCAGACUGCUACAAUAGUAGAGCUGCAAGAUCAGGGUGCCCUGCAGCUGGGGAACCGGAGAGUGGAUGUGCUGGAUGCUACAGAGAAGCACACAUGUCCUUUGCUUGUGCAGAAGAUUCCAGUCGUGAGUUUGAAAGAACAAGGCCUGGAAAGAAUCAGCAACAGUCCUUAUCUGAGGAAAGCAUUUGAAGGCUCCUUCGGCAUGAAGAGCCACGAGACCAAUCUAGAACAGCAACCGGGCUAUGCUGAAGCCGGGCUAAUUGUACUCACCACCCAGUCUCUGGAGUCCUGCACGCUAGAGGGCACAGAGGAAGCCUCUGCCAACAAAAAACAACUGUCACAAAAACCAUCUGAAGAGCAGGAAUCCCAGGAAGAGGAAGGCCCCAGGAAGCAACACAUGGGACUUGGGAAAAGAAGGUCUUCGGGGAUGUAUGUGCUGUACAACAGCAGCACGGCAAGCCUGGUCCUUGAGGGUGUUGAAGACAAUGGGUACCUGCUGCCAAGGCCAGGAGCACAGCAUGAAAUGUCCUGCAAGCGCCUAGCAAGCAGGAAGGAAGCAGCACAGGCACUGGGCUAUCUUCAGGGAGGGAGCAGCCCGCUGCAGCCAAGCCCAGCUGCUCUAACACCAGACAAUGAUAAACAUGAAGAUGACUCUUACCCUCCUCCCCCUCCCCCUCCCCCUUCUCCUUUCCCACUGAGGGACAAUGACAAGCCUUCCCCAGAUGUAGAAUCCCCUCUCUUCAGAGAGGACAGCGCUCUAAGGGCAUCCAGUGAACAAGGCCACCGUCUUGAUUAACCCUUCAUUAGAUAAUUGCAGUGGGAACUUGACCCUAUAAUGUGUGGUGAUUGUAAGUGAAUGUGCAGGUUAAGGCACAGUUUGAUUGAGUUCAGGCACUCUCCUUGGGUGCCUGCUCUUGCCAUAGACAGCUGCAUCAAGAGACCAAGAAGGAGGGUGAGUGAGGUAACCUGCCUGCUCCAGGGACCUUUGAAUGUACAGGACAGCUUGAAUGCUCUGUGCUUUGUAAUUAAAACCACAGCUUUCCAUCCUC